Microplitis mediator is the source of this 2872-nucleotide messenger RNA. RefSeq names its product caprin homolog (gene Capr). The record is from RefSeq and is a predicted model, not a curated record. Gene Ontology annotation, molecular function: RNA binding. Bases 83 to 2104 code for a protein of 673 amino acids. Gene Ontology annotation, cellular component: cytoplasm. The transcript is spliced from 6 exons. Lineage: Eukaryota; Metazoa; Arthropoda; Insecta; Hymenoptera; Braconidae.
CUCUCCUUAUAACGAAACCCAGAAAGCAGCUUCACUGGUUACUGUUACUGCCAUUCCAGUUCGCGUUUGUUGCCCGUGAAGGAUGCCUUCUGCCAACCCUAAACUAGAGAAACAGGCCUCCACGGAGGCCACUGAUCCGAUUCGCCAAGCCAUCACCGUAAUCGAGCACAAGAUAAGAAAUUUAGAAAAACGCAAGGGUAAGCUCGAGUCGUAUAAAGACCUCCAGAAAAAUGGAAAGGAGUUGAAUCAUGACCAAAAAACGGCAGUCGCCAAGUACGACGAGGUGUUACAGACGUUGGAGAUCACUCGUGAGCUGUACAAGCAGAUCGUCGGUAUCUCCAAUGACUUUGCUAAGCAACAAAAAAAGCAGGCGAGAAAGGAAGCAUUGGAAAGGAUGCAGCAGGACACUGCCAAGGUUCGCGAAGUCCUGCUGAUCCAAGACGUGCUGAUAAACAUCGGCGGAGAAGUUGUUCGUGAGGAUUUUCUCGCUGGUGCAAAUGGUGCGGCCAAGUUGACGCAAGAUGACCUGAAGUACUUGGACGAUUUUUACAACGAAGUCACGAUGAAGCGCCAGCCUGAGUCCGGUGAGCCAGCGUUUGCUCAGCAGCUGCAAAAAGCCGCUGAACAUUACAUGGGAAUUCUCGAGGGCAAACAACGCGAGGUUGUCGGCACUACGUACUCGAGGCUCAAGGAAAUAAUCACCUCCGUCAACUCCUGUGGUUACUUCGAUCAAGUCCAGAUUCAAGAGACUGAAGUCAUUACCACUGAAGUUGCUCUUGAUGCACCAGUAGAAGUUACCACUGGUGAUGGUAAAGGUGUUGUCGAGCAGCCGUCGGAAGAAUACAAUAAUUCCGGCGAGGUAACAAUCAUUCCACCCCCGGAGUCAAUGAUUCCAAUGCCCAAUUUUCCUGUACGAGUUGCACCGGUCGCUGUUGUUACCGGUGCAGCGCCAGUAGCUGGUCCGAUAACAGUAGUUGCUGCACCGCAGGCUGUACCAGCACCGCACCCAACAGCACCUGUUGAAACAGCGUACUACGCAAAUGCGGCUGGUUAUGUCCCGCAACCCCAGCCAGCUCAGCAGCCACAGCCGCAACAACAAACACCGCCACGCAUCAAUGACGUUAUUGGAACACCAAAUUUCUUCUUUCUGCAGGAGUCUGAGCUCGACCAACCGGAUGUUGCUGCUGGCCAGGCACCACCACCUACCAUUGUACAACACAUUCCUCCACCAGCGGUAAAUGCGCCGAUUCCAACUCAAACUUUCACCAACCAAAACUUCACCGGUACACCUGUUCAAGUCCCACAGCAAGUUAUUUAUCAGCAUCCGCCGCAGGAAAUGUCACACAUUCCUGGAUUCGCGAAUCCUAAUCCUCCACCACCUAUACCAAUGCCACCAUCGCAUCAGCAGCAAAAUAUCCAGUACAGUCCUCAGCAUCCUGCUGGACAAUUCCAACCUCCUGCUGGACAGCAGGCAGUUCAACCAACACAGAACUUUGAUCAACAGGAAACGCAACAACAGCCAGAGGAAAAGAAUGAGCAGCAUGUUGAAGAACCAGAAGUAGCUCCCGCAGAAGCUGAUUCUUCAAACGAACCAGUUAAUUGGUGUCAAAUGGCCGAUGCUCCCAUGGACGAGUGGUCGUCAAACGAAAACGCCCAGCAGUCUGAACACUCAGACCACCAGCAGUCGCAGCAAGCUUGGGGUGAACAGCGAAGUAGUGGCUACCGAGGCCGCGGUGGACGACGUGGUAACUCCAAUGGUUACAAUGGCAGAGGCAGGGGUGGCGGUAAUUACCAGCAGAAUGGACGCGGAGGAGGACAAGGUAAUGCCUCAAGUUCGUAUUAUCGAAAUGACAACAGCAAUUACCAGAACGGUUAUCAGCCGCGUAAUUACAACAAUGAUGGCGGUAACUCAAAUUAUAAUGGCAACUUCAAACGCGGAGGUGGCGGUGGCAGCGGCGGUGGUGGACCGCGCACCAAUUCCAGGGGAGGAGACAGACCUGGAAUCGAUAGAGGUGGACGUGGUGGACAAUUCCGUGGCGGUCAGCGAGGCGGAAAUCGCGGUGGUGGUUACGUACCACGUGGCAAACCACAAACGCAACAAUAAUAAUCUGGCGAUCUACGAGAUUUAUAAAAAUAACCAUCGAUUCACAUAAAAUGCAAUUUUAAUAACGUUCUGAUUAAGAUUAUCAGUUCGAUAAUUCAUUGACUGGGAUUUUUAAAAAAAUUAUAACGAGAAGCAACGAAAAAAAAAAAAUCAUUAGUUACUAUAUUUUUUUUUUAUUGAUCCACGUAGUAGGAUAAGUUUAAUUUACUUUAUAAUUGAUAAAUAUAUAAAUAUAAAUAAAUAUUAAUUUGUUUUUUUUCGUCGUUUCUCGUUUUGACAGUUUACUGAAAUCCUGUUGAUAAUAAUUUUUAAAUGAAUUAUUGAAUAAUUACGCUUAAGAAAUAACAUUUUUAAAACCUGCGUCUCGUAAAUUGUGUAAUCGGAAUUAUCAUUGAUACCAACAAUUUAACUUUUAAUAAUUAAAACCGAAUAAGAAAUAACGCGUAUUAUACUCAUCGUAUAAAAAAAAAAAAAAGAAAAUGGUAAUAAUUGAAAGAUGAAGAGUUAAAUUAAUAAUAAGUAAAACAUUGCUAGUGUAAAAUAUAAAGAUGACGAUGUCCAGCGAUGUUGAUCAGGAAAAAAAAAAUUAAUAAAUAAUUAAAUAAGUAUAAAAUAAUAAUAAUAACAAACUGAAAACACCACGCAAGUAUUAAUGUGUUGUGCUAGAAGGCAGUUUUCACAGGGCAACAACUAAUGAUUGAAAAAUAUUAGUAAAAAAAAAAAGUAAUAAAGUAAUUUUAUUAAAAAAAAAAAAAAAUUAAAAAAAAA